AUGAGUAGUUGUAGGAGAGGAAGACGUCCAUUAAUGGACAAACAACGCAUUAUAGACUCUUUAAUGAAAAGAUCAGAAGAUUUGAUAUUACCCAAUAAAAAUGUAAUCAGUAAGUCAAACGAAAUAUGGACUGAAAUCUCCAAGGAGCUUGGAAAUGCUAUAGCGCCCAGCUCACUAUAUGUUAUUGUAACCUGCAAUCGGUUUCAAGUUAGAGAUAACAUGAUUUCUUCGGAAAGGGCGCAUGAUGAAUCCAAUUUUGACCACAUACAUUCCACUGGUAAUAGUUCAAAUAUCAGUAGCAGUAGCGAAAUGGCAAAUAAUGUCAACAAUCAGUCAAUGGAAUCAGAUAUAGAUACAGGAGAGGUUAGAAAAUACGUUUUACAUAUACCUAGGCAAGAAUUCGAAUCAUUGAUAAUGGAAAAAAAAUACAAGAAAUAUAACCGUAGCACUAAAAAAAAUGUUUCAAGAAUUCAUAAGACUUUGAUGCCUGGUUUAUGGGAAGACAUGAUCACAGAAAAGUUGGUUCGUCAGACACCCGUAACUUGUGGGUACAACUUCGUGAACCAUUAUAUCUCGAUGGAUACUAAAUCAGGGAUAAUAAAUGCCAACUGCAACUGUGGAGGAAAGCUUCGUGCAUCCAUAGACAACUCAGGGCCAGAAGUUGAAGUUACGUGCAAUAUUUCGAAGGGCGACAGUAAAUGCGGGAAACGUUGGCUACGUGGCAAGACACGACAUAAGAUAGCAAGAGCCAUCGAAGAGAAGUCAGCUCAUAUAUAUAGAGCCCAAAGGGCUAACAAGGAAAUGUGUCCGGGAGAUGCGGAACCACCAAAUCUAUAUUCAUCUCCUGUACUGAGAAAAGCGAAAUCGGAGUAUAUAUCUAGCCAAUAUCUUGAUAAAGAUCCAGUGAAAUCUAUAUUUCUCUCGAAACAAACAACAGGGGCCAACAUCAUCCAAAAUAUUGGCCUGGAUCCCUUUUAUGUUCAUUACUGGACAAGCCAUCAAACGAGUAUAUACAAAAAAUAUUGCUCAAAAUUCACGAGUUGUUUGUACAUUGAUGCCACAGGAGGAGUAGUGAGAAAAAUAAAGAAAGCGGAUGGUUCAAAAACAGGAAAUAUCUUUCUCUAUCAUUCAAUUAUCCGGCUUCCAAGUGGACAAUUUUCAGUGUGCCAGAUGUUGAGUGAGGUUCACAACACGAACGCAAUCAAUUAUUGGCUCACUGAAUGGACACGUUCUGGUGCACCUAUCCCGAAAGAAGUAGUGACUGAUGCUUCUAGGGCUCUUUUAUCAGCAACUAUUCGAGCCUUCACCAACUGCAAAUCAAUCGGAGAAUAUGCAGAUAGUUUAUGGCAUAAACCAUCUGCAUGUUACAUCCGGAUAGAUGUGGCUCAUUUUAUCAAAAUAUACGCAUCUUUGGUGAAGGACUUGCCUAGGCGCGUCCGAGUUUUCUAUUUAGGAUCCAUAGGCCAACUCAUCCUGUCUAAAUCAUUGAAGGAGGCUGAGAAGAUCUUGGGAUCCAUCUUGCUGGUAUCUCAAUGUGAGACUGAGGGAUACUUACCAUCUGGAGAACCUUGCAAAUCAGAGGCAGCAAAAUAUUUCUUGAAAGAAAUCAUUACAAGCUCAGAAGAGAUUGACCAAGCUGCAGAUUCUGAAUUCAUUUCUGAAAAUUUGCCACAAGAUGAAGAUUUUACUGUGAAUGAUGGCAACAGUAAUAUUUGGUGUCAAUGGGGAGAAGUCAUCGACAAGAGGGUUCAAACUGCGAGAGCAGAAAUUGGUGACAGAGAGAAUGCACACUUUUUCCCAGCACUAUCAAAGAAGCUAAUGAAUGAUCUUUAUUACUUCCCAAUGUGGUCUUGUGUGGUUCAAAAUCAGUUUGGUUAUGGUCGUAUACCAGCAUCUAGCGCCUCUGUUGAAGGAGAAUUCAACAAAAUUAAAACACAUUUGUUGUCGGGUGUAACUGGUUCUCUACGUGCUGACGUAUUCGUCAAUAGACAUGUAGAUUAUCUCAGUGGUCGUAUGAAAAUAAUUCAAUCGAAAAUGGACAACGACGAUAAUGCGAUAGAGAAACUCAGUCGUGAACAUUCAUCAGUUACCGAGUCAGUAACUAACAUCUACUGUACAAGUGCAACGCAUGCGUCUGACGCCAUUUCGGUGGACAGAGAAGAAAUAGCAGUGGAAGCCUCAAAUUCUUUGUGCCCUGCUUGUCAGAAUGAGGACAAACCCUCUGGGGCACAUAAGUGUGUAGUGUGUUUGAAACAAAUUCAUGCGUUGGAUAGUUGUUCUAUCCCCUAUAAAGGCAGUGGGGAAGGUUAUGGCCAAAAGAGAAUUUGCCUCGAAUGCAAUAAUGUAGGUGGGACUUCUGUUAUCUUGGCCUCUAGAGAAGAGGAGAAUUGGAGGGGUUUGGCUAAAUCCUCCAAUCCCAGAAGAGCUGCAAAAUAUUUGCAGAAGAAUAAUUACAAUUUGAACGAGCAGUUGACAAGCGACGCCAACAGGAAAUUGCUCGUUAUCAAGAAUGGUAGCAACCUUGCUUUGAGUCCAAUUGUAUUAGGAGGUAGGAAUGUGUACGUGAUAUUCACGUGUACAUUCGACAGCAUUUAUCAAAUAAUACUGGCAGCUCUUUGCGAUAGAAAAAAUCUUCAAGAAUCGAUAAGUGAGAUAACUGUUGAUAAUCCACUAUUAGCAAUGGCAUUGGAUGUACUCGAAAAUGGCCUACGAGCAUGUUCAUAUAAAAAAAGAGGAGCUAUGCUACACAGCAUAUUUGGUGGAAAAGACCAACCCGAUGGAUCACUACUGAUUAACUGUGAGAGUAGUGUGGUGGAAAUAAUUAAUCCAAUUUUUAGAGAUACUCCAAGUUUUCGAGAAACCAUCCGAUGUUCCAAUAACUGUGAAGUUAGAAUAAAUACAUUGGUUUGUCCGUAUAUCGAUUUCCAGGAAAUGAAAAAUAAUGGGUUGGAAAUCCAAGAUAUAUUAAAGUUCUCUGACAACACUAUAUGUGCGAAUGAAAACUGUCAUGGGUCUACUUCAUCGCAAAUAUCUUUCAUUGGUGAGAUAGUUCUAUUCGAGUUGGGCUACCAGGAAUGCCAGGUUAUGAAGUUAACGGAUAUACCAGUUUACUUCAAGAAUCCCUUGAACGAUAAGGAGCAGUACCAGCUGGUAGGACUUGUGAACUAUACUCCACCUCCACCCAAGAGAAGGUCUUCAGAAAAUCAAGGAAUCGGCCAUUCAACAGCCUACUGCCUUCGAGGGGGUUAUCAGUGGGUGGAGUAUGAUGAUCUGAAGAAGAAUGAAAGGAAUAAAAAAUCCAAUGUAUAUGUGCAACCAGUUCUCCUGGUAUUUGUUAGAAAUAAAAUAUAAUUCCUG
Phaedon cochleariae (mustard beetle) is the source of this 3357-nucleotide messenger RNA. The record is from the annotation of a GenBank genome assembly. Lineage: Eukaryota; Metazoa; Arthropoda; Insecta; Coleoptera; Chrysomelidae.